AUAUUUUUUCUCCCUAAACCAAAAAAAAACACCGUCGUCAGUCCUCAGACCUCGCCUUGGAAUUCCCUUUGACACUCUUUCUCUCUCCUCUCAUCUGUAUAAUCUGUAAUUUUAUUCGAAAGCUUCUCGCAAUUUCCGUAAAUAUGAUUCGAUCAGUUUCAAGCUCAAGUUGCUAAGAGAGGGAAAUUAAAGCAUCAAUCAUCACUUUUACAGGGGAAACAAGGUUUACACUUUGAUGCAUUGUUUGAAACAUAUGGAAGACAAGAAAGAGGAGGAUUUGUAUCAUAAUUUCUCAAGAAAGGAUCUCCUGGGCUUGUACAAGAAAUACGGUCUACCUGUAAUAAGUCAAACUCUGAAGCGGCAACGUCCUUGAUUCUUUACCUGGAGGAUCCGUAGAGUUUACAGGACUAUUACUUCAAGGGUCAAGCGUCACACCACUUGCCCUAUUAAAACCAAAAGAGGCGAGAUUAGCGUCUUCUAUUAAAAGUUUAGUACAUUCCAAAGGGGGUGAGUGAAAAAUACAGCUUUGAUAAUUCAAAAUAAAGUUCUUCCUUGCGCUUUUCGCCAUCGAGUCAGCCACUAAAUUGGUAGAUCUGUCUUCAAAAAUCAGUGUAGCAUCCUGUAGUUUCAAGCCGUGCCCUGCACAUAUCAACGAGUGUUUUAUUUCUGGAGUUAUACACUUUUAUACUUAAUAUUUCCUGGACAGCUAUAAGACAGUCAGAAGAGAUGAUACAACCAUCCCAGUUUUUCUCCCCAACCCACGAAAGGACCUCUUUCCCAGAAGUUCAGCUGAUAACACAUCAUUAGCGUAACAAACCAGAGUCUACCUUCCAUCCACUCACCACAGUGGUUCCCAGCAACUGCAGCAGUGCCUGAGCAGAAGGAGGGGGGAAGAGGAGGCAUCUAUGUUAAUUUUAAUGGUGCCAUGGGGCAGGCCCGACCAUUUGGGGGGAUUGGGCUUUGGUUCCUUGGACGGCUAUUUUUGGGUAUAGAACCACUCCAAGGCAGCCCAGGAAGAGGGCUUGAUUGAAGAAGAAAGGGGGAUGUUAAUUUGGGAGACGCACCACACAUUGCGCCGCUUCCAAAUAGCCCAACACCCAAAAGCAAAAUGAACAUUGAAGGGAAUAUUAUCAGAACCUGUUGAGGCAGCAAACAGUGAAGUCUUAAACCAAGUGUUGAAAGGAGAAGACAUAUCACAACUCAAACCCUUAGACUCCCAGAAAUCCAUUGCUCUCACACAAAAUCUGAAUAUAUGAUCAUUAUCUUCAACAAUUCCUGGACAUAAAGCACAGUGAGGAUUUGUUUGAAGCCUAAAAGUUGUGAUUCUUUUUGGUCGCUAACCUAUCCCACCAAAUUGGCCAAUAAAAGAAUAGCAUCUUUGGUAGUCCCACCGUAUCCCAGAUCCACUCCCAAUCAUGACUUCCCUUUGAGAUAUUUAAUUUUCCCAAAUUGAUACAAGUUCUAACCAUGCUAGAAUUGAACUUUCUUUUCGUCUGCCAGUCUGAAAACAACCUAUCAGGUUUGUUGGGAAAAGGGACAGCACAUAUAUUUGUAGCAGAUCAGGCGAGAUAGGAUCAUAGGAAAGGAGAGGAAAUUCUCUAAUUGAUUACAAGACAUCCCCUUAAUAUCCCUGACUGUCUGCUUUUCCUCAGCCCUAUUCACAGGCCCAAUUAGUCUUGCCCUAAGAGAUUCAUUACCAACCCAUUUAUCAACCCACAAGUCAAUGGAGGACCCUUCCUUAACUUGCCAAGCAAGACUCUCUUGUACAAAGCCCAACCCUUCCCGACAGCUUUCCAAAUAUGGGAACCUAGAGCAAAAGAGGUGGGAAAGGUUCUAUUUUGAUGUACUUAUUCAUGUAUGAUUUUCGAGUCAAUUGAGUGCUUGGUCUCCAGAUUCCAACAGAGCUUUGCCAAGGCAAUAGUGUUUAUCUCCGAGUUGCACAAGAACCCCAACCCACCCAUUUCUUUGGGGCUGCCCACCCACCCACCCCCCCCCCCCCCCCACAAAAAAAAUCGAACAAAUUGAGUCAAAGAUUGAAGGUUAUGGAAGAGGGGCAAUGGAGAACCUGCCUUUAGUAUCUAGGGAUGGCUAGUAAGGAAGAUUGAAUUAAGAGAUAACACCCAGCUUUGUAGAGAGAAUUGGUUUUCCAAGCGGCAAAUUUUGAACUCAGCUUGUCAAUAAGGAAUGAUAACUUGGCUCUAGUAGGCUUUCUGUGUUGAAGGGGAAACCCAAGGUAUGAACCCAGAGAGGUAGAACUUUUUAUUUGGAGAAGCUGCUCAAACUCAUCUACAAUUUCCAGAACCUGAGUACCAGAGCCAUAUGCGAGGGGACUAGAAGUGACCUCUUUGCUUCAGGAACAACAGAGCUGCAGACUUUUGUGAUGAUGAAUUCAGCAGAUGACCAGGGAGAAGACGAAGAACCUGAGCACCAGAGCCAUAUGGGAGAGGACUAGAACUCUAGAAGUGAUCUCUUUUCUUCAGGAAUAACAGCGCAGCAGACUUUUGUGAUGAUGAAUUCGACAGAUGACCAGAGAAAAGAUUGUAACCUACGCCAUAAUCAUCGAGAUGUACAACCAAAUGAUUUGCAGAACUUCAAAGACUCUGCUACUUCUGAUAAGGCAUCUGUCGAUUUGAAUAAUUUAACGCAAGCCGACAGAGAAAGUAUUAGUGGUGCAGGCGUUCCAAAGACUGUUGUUGGUUUUCCUGUAGUAGCUCCUGUCCCUACAUUUACGUUUGACGUUUUUUGCGAGGAUGGAAUUAAACUGUAUGUUGAUCUGAAUUCAACCCCGUCAGAUUGGAUCGAGAGUUUAAAAGCUGGAGUUCAAAUAAAUGAUGUUGUACACAAGCCCAAAUCACAAAGUAAUCCUAAGCACAAAAAGGGCUCUUUUACUUUGGAUCCAUCUAAGGAGAGUGAUAAUGGCCAACUUCAAGAUGGGUCUUACCCAACCUCAAUAUUGACCGAUAACCUGGCAAAAACUGAUCAACCUGAUGAAGGAAAAGGGUCUUUGUCUUCACCUGGAUUGAAAUCCUUAAAUUCUGUUCAUUGUCUGGGGAAUUUGAUAGAUGAGGAAGGAUAUCUGACAUCCAGAAUUGAAUCUGGUACUAAGGGGAAACUUUCUGGUGCAAAAUCCAGCAGAAGAGCUGCUAAUUCACAUGUGAAUGCAGCUGUCCGGACUAGAAACCAUUUUAAUUUUACAAGGAACUCUGCCACAUCUUAUCCUAAAUGUUCAGAAAUGCCAGCAAGGCAGGGUUCAAAUGCUGUGAAUGGCAUUUGCGAAAACCCAACCUUGCAGCAAACUUAUUGCUCUCUGGAACCUGCAGUGAAACGUAGUGAGUUGUUAACAACUGUUUGCAUGGAGACUAAAGCAUCAACUUUUGCUACUGUGAAUCAGGAUAUUGAAUAUUCUCCUUCUGGAAUCGGUAGAUGUGUAAAUGUGGAUGAUCGGCUAAAGAAUAACGAAGUGGUUUUAUCUAGAAAAGUUAACUCUAUUCAGGCUCCCAGCGGGGAUGAGCUUCAGAUGUGGCCUGUUCAAUCAGUUGCUCAGAGCACGUGUGUGUCUCCUGUGUUGAAUAGUCUUCCAUUGGAUCUUGUUGAUAGGAGUGAAGUGGAAACUCGGCACAGAAGAACAAGCUUCUUCAAGAAAUCUGAUUUGCAAAUAAGAGAGGCACAAUCUCAUUCAGCGGCUAAUCACUCAAAAGGCAGAUAUGAGUCACAGAAUGUCAUCGAUCUUACUGAGGGUAUUGAAACAGAAAAGGCUGGAUUUCUAAGGACACAGGAGGCUGUUAUUGAAACUGAUGAGCUGCAGCAAAAAGAUGCAGCAAUAUAUCCUUGGUGCAAUGAUGGGUCCCUUGAGUUGGUUGUUCCUAGGCAAAAUGGGUUAGAUCAUUGCAUUUCAACUAAAUCAAAUAAGCUUCAAGAGGACAUUUGCAGAAGUUCAGAUACAGCAAAUGUGGGAAAUCUGGGUAAGAGCGACACGGGAAAUGGAAGGGAGGGAUCAGAAUGCUUGAAUUUUGAUAACCUAACGGAGAAGUCCUGGAAAAAGACUUCGGAUCCAGAAUCUUCUCGGGAACACAGGAGGAUGAGAAAUUUUAAUAGCGUUGAGCAUCAUCAGAGUAAAUUUGUAAACACCGAGGCAAAUAUUUUGAUGUCUUCAAAGCAAUUUCCUGGAGGUUCGCAUCCGAAACGUAAAAGAUCGUCACGGUUUUACACUAAGCGAGUUGUGGCAGACACAAAUUGAAUUGCUCAUGAUACUGGUGGCAGCUGAUAUUCAAUUUAUGGUUUGCUUAGAAGUUGGAGAACACACAUAUACAAAGGAAGAAUAACGGUGCCUACAUACUACACAUUUUUAGUUAGUUACUAUGUAAUGUCAUGUAAUUUGUUAUCAUUAAUCUUGCCUUUUUUUGUACACAUGUGACGUGACAUGAGGUCGUUUUUUGUUUUUUUUUUUUUUUUUUUGUGUGUGUAAUUUUGAUCUCUGUUUUGUCUCUUUAUGAAAAUAAGGGUAAGACUGUGUACAUUAACCAUGUGCUAAAUAGCGAGAGCCUUUUUGGGUACAA
This is a messenger RNA of Spinacia oleracea (spinach), 4556 nucleotides long. RefSeq lists its product as uncharacterized. The transcript is spliced from 12 exons. The record is from RefSeq and is a predicted model, not a curated record. NCBI's taxonomy places the organism in Eukaryota, Viridiplantae, Streptophyta, Magnoliopsida, Caryophyllales, Amaranthaceae. The coding region runs from base 2507 to 4237 and encodes 576 amino acids.